UUUCGCCAUUGUUUGUCUAUCGCGAGAAUAUGUUUUGUGAUCGAUCCAAGAAGUGUCUUGGAUACUUUUGUACAGAUGGAAUCCUUUUUUAGUGGCGUGCGGAAUAGUUUAAGUGGUCGAGAGACUGCUAUCAAGCAGUCAUUGAUAGCGUCUCUGUCGGAGAAUGCGCGCGAGAUUCAGUUUGAAUAUGCUGAAAACAAUUGUGAAUUGCUGGAACUCACGGAGAGCACAAACUCCUUCUGCACAACAAUCGAGGCGAUUUUCCUGCAUGGCAUCAAGGGAUCGUUCGUGAGGAAGACAAUAAGUGUGAUUGCCAAUGAAAUCAAUAGACGACCUGAACCCAAUUUCUGGCCAAUUCUGCUGAUCUUCACGCACAAGCAGUUCAUCGAUCAAAUCCAGUCGCUGACGCAGGUGAACAAGGACAUUGGCUACUGUCGCGCGUGGAUCAGGCUGCUGAUCAACGAUGGCCUGCUGUCGUCACACCUCAAGACCAUCCGGAAUGACUCGUCCGCCCUCAAUCCCUACUACAAUCGGCACGCCCUGCUGAAGGACAGCGACCGACUGGAGGUGGCCGAGAGGAUUCUCGAGGGUGUGGAGAGUUGCAUCAGAUUCCGCUUGCCAUUCAACUCUAGCCUGCUGAACCAGUGGACAGAUCAGCCACUGCAGAUGGCCGGCAUCUGGACGCCGCCGCUCAAAUCCUAUCCCAUCGCAUCUGGUGUGGACGUGGCCAGCUCUCUCGUCGACGAUCCGCCGCCGCCGCCGCCGCCGUCGGACUCGACGCCGCAGCCGAAGCCACUGUCCAUUGAUCAGGUGUACGAGGAUUCCAUCUCCAACUCCAUCUUCUCCACAUCCCCAAUGAAUCAUCCCAGAGCCGCUGACCUGACGGCCGACGAGAACUUCGACAUACUCAUGAGCAAAGUGUCCGACGGCGAGGAGGAGAUUGUGGCGGAGCGCACGGCGCGGAAGACGUCCGGGAAUGCUGUGGAUCAGAAGGAGGGCUGGUCGUCGGUGGACAAGGAGCAGUCGCGCAAUCUCAGCCGAUCGCAGUCAAUUGUCUCCACGCAAUCCACAUCCGCCGAUCGGCAGAGCUUCAACACACUGCUGGAGAAGCACGCCGGCCGGACAACCUACGCCACGACCUUCGAUCUGACCAACAUCUGGGAUCAGCUGGAAGCCCAGUACGCCGCGAAUGCCAACCGGACGCCCACGGAGAAGACGCCGUCGCAUGAGAGUGACGAGGAUCUGAGCUUCGAGAUGAUCGAUUCCCUGACGGAGAAGUUUGAGAUUGAGGAACUCAAGAGCCUGAUCAGUCAGACGUGCAUUCUUGCCCGCGAGAAGGGCCUGGACAGGCAGGGCUUCAUGUGCCAGGCCUGCUCCAGUCCCUUCGGCAUCGGCAUCACACCGCCACAGGCGUGCUCCUUCACUGGCCACUACUUCUGCGACACGUGCAUGAGUCAGGAUCUUCACGUGAUUCCCGCGAAGGUGAUUCACAACUGGGACUUUAGGCGCUUGCCAGUGAGUCAGAAGGUGUCCAAGUUCCUCUUUGAGUUCCAAUUGCAGCCAAUCAUCGACAUGAAGAUCAUCAAUCCGGGCAUUUACUCAGCAGUCAGCGAAAUGGCUGAACUGCAAUCGCUCAGGAUUCAGCUGAACUUCAUUCGAGCCUAUCUCUUCACGUGCAAUCGCGAGAUAAUGGACAAGUUCCAGGAGCAAGUGGUGGGCAAGACAUACCUCUACGAGCACAUCCAUCGAUACUCCAUCGGCGAUCUCACGCAGCAGGUGCCAAAGGGCAGCCUGAAGGUCCUCUUGCGGAAGGCAAUCCAAUUCGGCCAGGAGCACAUCCUCAAUUGCCGCCUGUGCAGCCAGAAGGGAUUCAUCUGUGAGGUGUGCAAGAGCCACAAAGUCCUCUAUCCCUUCAACAUUGACACCACAUUCCGCUGUGAAAUCUGUGGAGCUGUUUUCCACGACAGCUGCCUGAAUGCGCUGCAGCCGUGCCCGAAGUGCGACAGGAAGAAGAAAAGGGAGGACUUGCCGCUGCUGGACGCCCUGGAGUCCAUCCGGGAAGACUAGACGCCAUCGAAGACACCACGCUUGCUUGUGUUGAAAAUAGAUUUUACCGCUAAACACACUGAA
Molecule: messenger RNA, 2130 nt
Organism: Phlebotomus argentipes
Lineage: Eukaryota; Metazoa; Arthropoda; Insecta; Diptera; Psychodidae
Gene: Plekhm1
Product: pleckstrin homology domain-containing family M member 1
Exons: 4
Coding region: 76-2067 (663 amino acids)
Source: RefSeq, a predicted model, not a curated record